AUGACUCUGUCCAGCGUUCGGCUCGCCACCUCCCUCCUCCGGAUUGCCACCUCCCUGUUCCUUCUCAUCUCCUUCCACAUCGUUCUCUCUGGUAUGCUUAUUAUACGCUCGAGAAGAUUUUCUGCGACUCGGGCAUGGUGAUGAUUGACGUUGGUCGCAGGGUGGGGAGCUGACGGCGUCGCUCUCCGCGUGGUCAACCGGUGCGACUUCCCCAUAUGGCCCGCCGUCGCCCCCAACGGCGGCUACCCCGUCAUCGCCAACGGCGGCUUCUUCCUCCCCCCGGGAGAGUCCACGCGGGUCAACACCCCCGUGCCGUGGAGCGGCCGCCUCUGGGCCAGAACCGGCUGCGAGUUCGACUCCCCUCGGCCAGGUCUCACCUGUCGCACCGGCGACUGCCAGGGCCGCUUCGCCUGUAACGGCACCACCGGCGCGCCGCCGGCCACGCUCAUUGAGGUCCACCUUCUUCUCCAACCCGUGCGAACGACGGCAUAUUUCUGCGAGAAUUUCAUUCCAUCAGUUGCGCGCAGAUGAAUCUCCAACGGCACGGGAGGAGCUUCUACGACGUGAGCCUGGUCGACGGCUACAACCUCGCCGUCUCCGUCUCGGCCGCGCCGCCCGGCGACGGCGAGUGCUUCAUCGGCGGGUGCGCGGGGGACCCCAACGCGGCGUGCCCGCCAGAGCUGCAGGUUAUGGGCGGCGGCGGAGAGGUGGUCGCCUGCAAGAGCGCCUGCAUGGCCUUCGACCUUGACGACUACUGCUGCCGCAACGCCUUCGGGAACGAGGAGACCUGCCGACCCAGCAGCUACUCCAUGCUCUUCAAGGAGAUUUGCCCCUCCUACCGCACCUACGCCUUCGACAAAGAGACGCCCACCGUCGGUUGCUCCGCCCACGCCUUCGUCGUCACCUUCUGCCCUCCGGCGUGGGGCGGCGCCGCCGCCGUGUAA
Molecule: messenger RNA, 944 nt
Organism: Spirodela intermedia
Lineage: Eukaryota; Viridiplantae; Streptophyta; Magnoliopsida; Alismatales; Araceae
Source: the annotation of a GenBank genome assembly